AUGAAUAGAGGUAGAGGAGGAUUUAAUAGAGGUGGUAGAACUGGACCAUCCCAAUUUCAACAAGGACCUCCAGAUACUGUUUUGGAAAUGGGUACUUUCAUGCAAGCCUGUGAAGGAGAUAUUGUAUGUCGUUCCAUCAAUCCUAAAAUUCCAUAUUUCAAUGCCCCAAUAUAUUUAGAAAAUAAAACUCAAGUUGGUAAAGUUGAUGAAAUCUUAGGACCUUUAAAUGAAGUUUUCUUCACUAUAAAACCAUCAGAAGGUGUUCAAGCUGUUUCUUUCAAAGAAGGUGACAAAUUUUUCAUUGGACCUGAUAAAUUAUUACCGUUAGAUAGAUUUUUACCAAAACCAAAAUCUGUUGGACCAAAGACCAAGAAACCAAAGAGUGCCGGAGGAUCCAGAGGUGGAUUCGGUGGUAGAGGUGGAUUUGGUGGCCGUGGUGGAGCCAGAGGUGGAUUCGGUGGCCGUGGAGGUGCCAGAGGUGGAUUCGGUGGUGGUAGAGGUGGAUCAAGAGGUGGAUUCGGUGGUGGUCGUGGUGGAUCAAGAGGUGGAUUCGGUGGCCGUGGAGGUUCAAGAGGAGGAUUUGGUGGUUCCAGAGGUGGUAGAUUUUAA
Molecule: messenger RNA, 609 nt
Organism: Yamadazyma jaroonii
Lineage: Eukaryota; Fungi; Ascomycota; Pichiomycetes; Serinales; Debaryomycetaceae
Source: the annotation of a GenBank genome assembly